Messenger RNA from Platichthys flesus (European flounder), 4185 nucleotides. It is a transcript of the gene kif5ab, whose product is annotated as kinesin family member 5A, b. The record is from RefSeq and is a predicted model, not a curated record. Gene Ontology annotation, molecular function: ATP binding; microtubule binding; microtubule motor activity. The transcript has 24 exons. NCBI's taxonomy places the organism in Eukaryota, Metazoa, Chordata, Actinopteri, Pleuronectiformes, Pleuronectidae. Bases 1 to 2706 code for a protein of 901 amino acids. Gene Ontology annotation, biological process: microtubule-based movement.
AUGGUGGGCUGCACCGAGCGCUUUGUCACCAGUCCUGAGGAAGUGAUGGAUGUGAUAGAUGAAGGAAAGGCCAGCCGUCACGUUGCUGUCACCAACAUGAACGAGCACAGCUCCCGGAGUCACAGCAUCUUCCUGAUAAACAUCAAACAGGAAAACGUGGAGACGGAGCAGCAGCUGAGCGGGAAGCUGUACCUGGUUGACCUGGCUGGCAGCGAGAAGGUCAGUAAGACAGGGGCGGAGGGAUCGGUGCUGGAUGAGGCCAAGAACAUCAACAAGUCUCUGUCGGCCCUCGGGAACGUCAUCUCAGCCUUGGCCGAGGGAACGAAAUCCCACGUGCCGUACCGUGACAGCAAGAUGACUCGCAUCCUGCAGGACUCGCUGGGCGGAAACUGUCGCACCACCAUGUUCAUCUGUUGCUCUCCCUCCAGCUACAACGAUGCAGAGACCAAAUCCACCUUGAUGUUUGGCCAACGAGCCAAGACCAUCCGAAACACCGUAUCCGUGAACCUGGAGCUCACAGCGGAGCAGUGGAAGAAGAAAUACGAAAAGGAGAAGGAGAAGAACAGAUCAAUGAAGGAGAAGAUUCAAAGGCUCGAGGCUGAGCUGAACUGCAGGAGGGACGUUGAGAACGUGUCGGGGCAGUUGAGUGAAGGAUCAGAGGAUGUUCCCCUCGUGCCUCCGGAACCCGAGGAGCCGCUUCUGGACAUCUGCAGCCCGUGCACCCCUUGCUCCAUCACGUCCUCCAUUGUGGUUCGCAUUUCCGAGGAGGAGCGGCAGAAGUAUGAGGAGGAGAUCCGCAGGCUGUACAAACAGCUGGACGAUAAGGACGAUGAGAUCAACCACCAGAGCCAGAUGGUGGAGAAGCUGAAGGAACAGAUGCUCGACCAGGAGGAGCUCUUAGCCUCGUCCAGGGGCGACAGUGAGAAGGUGCAGUCAGAGCUCGGCAGGCUGCAGACGGAGAACCAUUCUGCCAAGGCGGAGGUGAAGGAGGUCCUGCAGGCCCUGGAGGAGCUGGCUGUCAACUACGACCAGAAGAGCCUGGAGGUCUUAGAGAAGAGCAUGCAGAACAAGCUGCUGGCUGAAGAGUUUGAAAAGAAAAUGGGUCACCUGGUGGCCUCGGAGGCGGAGCUGUCCCGCAUCCAGGAAGUGAGCAGCCACCAGAGGAAACGCAUCGCUGAGAUUCUCAACGGGCUCAUGAAGGACCUGAGCGAGUUCAGCACCAUCGUCGGAAACAAGGACAUCAAGCUGCCCAUGGAGCUCACGGGCGUGAUCGAAGAGGAGUUCACCGUGGCUCGCCUCUACAUCAGCAAGAUAAAGUCCGAGGUGAAGUCCAUGGUGAAGCGCUGCCGCCACCUGGAGAACCUCCAGAUGGAUUGUCACCGCAAGAUGGAGGAGACAGGACGAGAGCUGUCCUCGUGUCACCUCCUCAUUUCACAGCAUGGGGCAAAGAUCCGCUCUCUUACGGAGUACAUGCAGAACGUGGAGCUGAAGAAGAGGCAGCUGGAGGACAGCUACGACUCUCUGAGCGAGGAGCUGGCCAAAGUCCAAGCUCAAGAGAGCGUGUCACAGAUGACCAGUGGCAAGAACCCGACGUCUGUCCUGGACUGCAGCGAUAUAAAGAGGGCUCUGGAGCAGCAGAUGGAGUCGCACCGGGAAACGCACAGCAAACAACUUGGCCACCUGCGAGACGAGAGCAACGAGAAGCAGAAGAUCAUCGACGAGUUAACAGACUGUAACCAGCGGCUGCAGCUGGAGCUGGAGCAACUGCACGAUGACUUUGAACGUCUCAGGGGCCGAGAACAUCACAAGAGCCGGCAGCUGGAGGAACUGACAUUUCUCCACGAGCGACAUGAGCAGUCGAAGCAGGACCUCAAAGGGCUGGAGGAGACGGUUGCCCGCGAGCUGCACAGCCUGCACAACCUCCGCAAGCUUUUUGUUCAAGACCUCACGAGUCGGGUUAGAAAAAGUGCAGGGAUAGGGCCUGAUGGGGGAUACAUCACCCAGAAACAGAAGAUUUCCUUCCUUGAAAACAACCUGGACCAGCUUACAAAAGUUCACAAACAGCUGGUGCGUGACAACUCAGACCUUCGCUGUGAGCUUCCCAAACUGGAGAAACGUCUUCGGUCUACAGCCGAGCGAGUCAAGGCGCUGGAGGGUGCGCUGAAGGAGGCGAAGGAGGGCGCCAUGCAGGACCGCUGCCGCUACCAGCAGGAGGUGGAGCGGAUCAAAGAUGUCAUGAGGGCCCGCAAUCCCUUCCGCCGGCCCCAUGCUGCACAGAUCGCCAAGCCGGUGCGUCCGGGCCACUACCCACUCUGCUCCCCCAGCAACCCCUUCUUCAUCCGGGGCUACAGCGAACAUCCCGCCGCCUUCUGCAACGCCGUGUUCCACAACAGCAACAACCACCAGGCAGCGGCGUCUGCGGCUCCUGCAACGCCAAAGAGCGAGGCCCGGCUACCCGAGGCCGAGCCCAACAGGAACAGCCCCGGCAAGCAGCCCGAGCCCCGGAAGCAGGACACACAGGACAGUGACGCUCAGAACAACGCACUUCCAGCUGAAGCCACGAGCCAAGCUGCCAACAACACCGCAGAGAUGCUCGACUCAGAAAACGGAAACACCACCGAUAUCAAUGACAACAGAACUGACGUCUGCGACAAUCAGGACCCAGCCAAACUCUACAGCCUGCAACAGGAGGCCUCUGCCAGCUAAUAGUCCUGAGCAGGUGGAUGUGUUUUCCGGGGCACCCUCUUUAAAUCUGCAUGCAGCCAAUCCCAGUCCUCCCAGACUCCCUUUCCUCUCCCAUCCUCACCCACUUUGAACAGCCCUCUAUCUCCUGUGCCCCCCCCCCCUCCCUUUUCCUCCCUCUUGCUUGUUCCUCUGCCACCCGUCCUCCUUUCUGUGCUAUGAUGCGGGGGGUGUAUGUGAGUAUCAGUCUGGCAAACACUGCAUCUAAAAAUCCCGACCUGGCAGCUUACACCCAUACAACGGCUGCAGCCAUUCCCCCUCGACUCGGAAAACCAGAGGGACUAUGAAUGGAAAGGUGGGGGAAGACAAGGUGCAGCGCUGAGGGUGACCACUAGGCAGUGCCGUUUGUCUCAACGAUGCAGUCUCAGUGGACGUCAACCAGUAAAUGAUACAUGAAACUGAAAUGAAGUCUGGAUGGAUCAGAAGAGUGAACCACUUGUAAUGAUACUUUUAACUGUGCAUGUCGAUGUUGGUCUUCAGCUUUUCUGGGAAAAUACACAAAAGAAGAAGAAAGCUCGUGAAGCAACAUGAUUGUGAAAUGUUUUCGAUGAGGUAUACACCCUUUAACGUUGGUGUGUUUAAAAAAAAUUAUUGGAGCCUCACAUACCUUCGCCACGGCCAAACAAUCGUUAUCAUUGAGAAGACAUAAGAAAAGAGCGGUUAAAGAAAAGAAAAGAAAAAAUCCUGGCUCCACAACUUAAUCCGCAACCACAUCAAAAGUUGUGUGUUUUUUCCAGAACCAAGUUUGGUGGAAAUUGGUUCAGUGGUAUUUAUGUCACAUGUUGGCCGCUGUUGCCAACUAAACUACAAUACAAACAGACUAUCAGCAGAAAAUUCAACCUGGAGAUUAAAGAGAACAAUUUAUUUUAUUUUAUAACCCUUAAGAUGUCAAUAUUCUAUAUUGUCAUGUUUUCACCAAUUAAAAUAACAGGAGUAUUUAUCCAAAUAACACCCAGAAGCCCUUUUUGAAUCUUGAUGCUUGAGCUUGUGACACUGGCACCUUGCACGGGAGGAACCACCGCACUAUUAAAGAAUUAGAUUUGAGGGUCGCAAAAAAUAAACAUCUAUUGCACUUCUGUCCGUCCCGCGAGAGGGAACCCUCACACGUGGCUCUCUCUGAGGCUUCUACGUUCUUUUUACCCUGUAGUUUUUCCUUUCUCUUGUUGAGGGUUAAGGGCAGAGGAUGUGACACCCAGUUAAAGCCCAAUGAGACAAAUUGUGAUGUGAAAUAGGCUAUACAAAUCAAAUUUAAUUGAAAUAGUGAGUGGCGAAGAUCUGUCACCACGGCACGUCUGGUACCCGUCACUUGCUUUCACUAGAAUGACACGAAACUUGAUCUGAAUCACGGGUAAAAACACACUCAUCUUUUCCGGAGGCCGAACGUGUUCAAUGCACAGUGAAAAAAAGAAAGAAGCCUGCUUGGGAUCAUUUGUGAGAUAUUCA